Messenger RNA from Paramecium sonneborni, 869 nucleotides. NCBI's taxonomy places the organism in Eukaryota, Ciliophora, Oligohymenophorea, Peniculida, Parameciidae. The record is from the annotation of a GenBank genome assembly.
AUGAAUAAAAAGAGUAAGAAACCUUCAAUUUUGGCAUAAUUAUAUUUUGAUUUGAUUUAAGAGAUGGACCAUGUAUGAAUAAACAUAAAUUAGAGAGUAUAAUCGAUAAUGAUAUUGAUCAGUCGUAAAUAGUAAAUUAAGAUGAUGCAUCUUUAUCAUUUAAUAUAAUUUAACUCUUUAAAUCAAUAGAUUAAAUGCGUUAAUAAUUGCAGUAAUAAUUAAAUGAGCAUAUUAAGAAUGAUUAUGAAACAGUAAUUUAAAAUUUGGAAGCCUCUGUAAGAAAGCAUAUAAGAACCUAAUAUUAACUGAAUCUUCAGAUUGAAUUACUAAAUAGUAAAAUAGAGGAACUAAUAAAAGAGAAAGAAAUUUAAGGUAAAUAAUAUGACGAUAAAAUUCAUAAAUUACAAUUGUAAUUGUAAGAAAAACAUACAGAAAGUACAGGAAAUUUAUAAAAUAAUUUUCUAAAUCAUUUUUCUUAAUUGGAUUUGAAUACUUAGAAGAAAACACCAUCAGGUUAUGAGAAGAUUAAUAAAUUGAUGUCAAAUAAAUCUUAAUAGAAUAUAUUAAGUGGAAAUGUUUUCUUAAACUAAGAUGAGCGUUCUCUUUCUUAAAGAAAAACUUCUUAUCCUUUGAGGAAAUCAAUUGAUACUAAAUUACUACAAUAAGAUAAUAAGAAAAGAUAAAUUUGCUUUUAAAAAAGCAGACUCUAAUAAUCUAUUGUUAAAUAAGAUUAUUCAUGUUCUUAAACACAAAGAGAUGAAUAAGUAAGUCUUGAUUAAAGAAGGACUAAAAAGAUUAUAUUAUAAUUAAAGGGUUCAAUUCCUUAAUAUAGUAAUUUUCACUUAACUAGAUCUGGUUUGUAAUUUUGA